CGCUAUUGUGAUCGGACUUUUGUCGUCAACUUGUUUUUUGCGCGUUUGUUUUUCAACAUUUUUUUAUUUUAUUUAUAGCGAUUACCCGAUAAAGAAACGAAUAUACGAAAACAAUUUGCAACAGCUUCCAUAUUACAAGCCGCAAAAGAUAUAUAAGAAAACAGCAGCAGUAAAUUUGCUCUGCAGUGAAAAAUUUCGUGGUACAGUGAGUUAGCCAAGCGUGAAAAAUUUUGCGAGUGUUAGAUAAUUGCUAAGAAGGCGAGGAAUAGGCGCUUACAAGGGCAUUCAUAUUCAAUGUGUAUGAUACGCCGUCGUGUGCGGUACAAAAAUUUAACGAUUUUUGCCAAAAAUUAGGAAGUGCUAUUUUUUCAUAUUCUUGUUUUCUGCUUCUGCGACGUAAUUCUACGCCCAGCUGUCUCAAUCAACAGAAACAAACACAAACAAAAACGCUCCUGAUCUGUUGUCACAAGCAACCGAGAAACUGUGCGAAACAAGCAGCUGCGGGUUUGCGGACGUCUCAGAGUUUUUCAUUUUGCUGGGCAUAGCCGUAUAAGCAAAGGACGCCAAGGAUGUCUGUGCGCCUACUAACCUUGCGACUGGCUAGACAUGGUCGUUAUUUCCUACAAGGCUUCUGGAGACGUGAUAUACACAACAACAUUUUGGAACAAAGCCGAGAAAAGACGCGCCGGAGCUUACCCAACCCUUUGAGGCCCGGCGCUACCAGCGUUGCCGCCUCCGCCAAACCCCCUGCAGUUAAAGGCGUUCUGAAUGGCGUUACCAAUGCUAGCUCUAGUGUUGCAUCAAAGUCCCUACCUCGAACCGGAAUCUUAAGCGUCGGACAACAUGCGCGUAAAGUGUUCAUUGAUAAUAUCUUAAAUCGGGUGACAACAAACUACUCUCACGAUUUGCGUACACAAGCAACUAAAAAGUUGUUCUAUGGAGAUUCCGCACCUUUUUUCGCCCUAGUAGGCGUAAGUUUGGCCUCUGGUGCAGGUGUUUUGACGAAAGAUGAUGAAUUGGAGGGCGUUUGUUGGGAGAUACGAGAAGCUGCUGGCCGCCUGCAGUCAUCAUGGAAUUAUGACGAAAUAUCUGAAACGCUAAAUAGUGACUUUAGCAUCGAUAAAUUGGACGUUGGGCCAGCUAUUGCUAAAGGCUGUGCCGCCGUAGUCUAUUCGGCAGCGUUUAAAAACGAGACCAGUGCCUCUGGCACCACGGAGAUACCUGCUUUGGAUGCAACUCAUGAUGCCGAAGCUGCUGCAGCUAUGGCUCGUGGCAGUGCAACGACUCCACUACGACAGCAAUCCUUCUACCCAGAGCUGAUGUCACCAAUGCAGAAUAUGUCACGUUUUGUACACAAUUUCGGCAGUUCUAUGGAUAACUUGAAUGAAUUGUAUAAUCAAAACUCGGCUGCAGCCGCGUUUGUUGCUGAGCGUAGGGCACAUUGCGCAGCCGAUGUGCAAGAAGAGAAUAUUCAGAAAUUGGAAGGUGAUUUCAAUAAUGACGUUAAUGCGGGUUUCUCAGGCAUCAGCAGCGGAAUGCAGGGACUGCAAUCCAUAGACACUCCUCAUGCCAGUAUUAAUCGCUAUCCGCUCGCCUUGAAAAUGAUGUUCAACUAUGACAUACAGAGUAAUGCUCUCUCCAUACUGCGCGCUAUGUACAAGGAAACUGUGCCUGCACGUGCCCGUCGCAUGAACGACUGUGCUGAAGAGUGGGAGCGUUUAUUGCGAAAUCAAACCCUAACUCUGCCACCUCAUCCGAAUAUAGUUUGCAUGUUUGGUUUCUUUUGUGACGAGGUGCGUAAUUUCCCCGACGGCCAUUUACUUUACCCCAUUGCGCAGCCCCAACGCAUCAAUCCACACGGCUAUGGACGCAAUAUGUCACUAUACCUAUUGAUGAAACGUUAUGACUAUAGCUUGCGUGCGCUUCUCGAUUCACACAAACUGAGCGCGCGUGCCAAACUAUUGCUACUGGCACAAUUGCUUGAAGCCACGGCACAUAUUAAUCGUCAUGGCAUUGCACAUCGGGACCUUAAAUCAGAUAACAUUCUUAUUGAAAUGAACGACGAUGAUUCUCCACCAGUAUUGGUACUCUCGGACUUUGGUUGUUGCUUGGCCGAUAAGGUACAUGGCUUGCAGAUACCCUUUACCUCGUACGAUAUAGAUAAGGGCGGGAAUGCAGCGCUAAUGGCGCCAGAGAUCAUUAAUAAGCAACCGGGUCCAUUUGCUGUAUUAAACUAUGCUAAAGCGGAUUUGUGGGCAUGUGGCGCGAUAGCUUAUGAAAUAUUUGGGCAACGCAAUCCUUUCUAUUCGUGCAGCGGUGGUUUGGCUUUGGCAAAUGGCGAACAAACGCUUUCGCUACGCAACAGUGAUUAUAAAGAGGAAGAUCUGCCGCCGCUUAGCGACGAAUGUCCAGCGAUAGUUCAACAAUUGAUAUAUAAUAUACUAAAUCCGAGCCCUUCCAAACGUGUGAGCCCUGAUAUUGCAGCGAAUGUGAUGCAACUGUUUUUGUGGGCCCCAUCCAAAUGGUUGCGGGCUGGAGGUAUGCCCAACAGUCCGGAGAUCCUCCAAUGGCUACUUUCGCUCACAACGAAAGUAAUGUGUGAGGGUCGCGCUGCUGUCGAUCAACUAAGCUUCAAUGCGAGUGGUCGCCGUACUUAUGUAGAAUAUUUGUUGAUUUGCAGUUUCUUGGCACGUGCACGCCUCCGACGCAUACGCGGCGCACUUAACUGGAUACAAGACAUAGUAGUAGCUUAAGCAAAAGCUUACAACUCAACAAUACUAACUUAUAACUUGGGAGCCCAUUACCUAAUGUUAGCACUAUUCAACCCGUAUUCUAGCAUUACAGCGAUAUUAAGCAGGAAAAUUUACAUGGAAUUAAACAAACUUCAUGCGGGAAAAUACGAUUAUUGUAUGAUGGAUAAUUCCUAUCAGAGAAACUAGCACAGUAUGCACAUAUAUGUAUGUUAAAAUGUAACUAAAAAUGACUAUUUGUUAUUAGCUAUUGGAAAAAUUGGCAUAGUUUUUUAUACGUUUAAAUUAUGUAUUUGUAUUCUUAAAAAAUUGUAAUUCAAAAACUUAAAUAUUUUGCUUAACAAUCUAUAUAAAUUUAUGAUAAAAAUUUAAAUUAAAAUUAGCAGAAAUAAUAACAAUGAAGCACCACAACACUAUAAAAUCAGUUAUUUACUUAAUU
Messenger RNA from Rhagoletis pomonella (apple maggot), 3189 nucleotides. It is a transcript of the gene Pink1, whose product is annotated as serine/threonine-protein kinase PINK1, mitochondrial. Gene Ontology annotation, cellular component: mitochondrion; ribosome. Bases 570 to 2753 code for a protein of 727 amino acids. The transcript is spliced from 6 exons. Gene Ontology annotation, molecular function: ATP binding; structural constituent of ribosome; protein serine/threonine kinase activity. The record is from RefSeq and is a predicted model, not a curated record. NCBI's taxonomy places the organism in Eukaryota, Metazoa, Arthropoda, Insecta, Diptera, Tephritidae. Gene Ontology annotation, biological process: autophagy of mitochondrion; protein phosphorylation; translation.